AUGUACGACAAUGUACUCCGUGCCAAGGCUAUAUUCAUGAUUCAUAGUGGCAACGAGACGGCCGGAAAUCAAAGUCGCGACCAGACAUUUCUGCGAUCCCCCGGUUUGCGCUAUUCCGGCCCAUGCACGGCUCCUGCCACAUAUGCACCCUCGGCGUACGGCCCGAUUUCGAUCUGUCAUUAUCAAAACUUUCCACACACGGCCACUUUUCUUUCUCCAGCCAUGUCGUCCCUUGAAGAUUUCUUUUCCGUGCAAGUGUUUUUCAUCGUUUUGCGCGAGGCAUUGGAACUGGCCAUCAUCAUCUCUGUUCUCUUGGCCUUUGUCAACAAGAGCUUGCAGACAAAUGAAACAGAACCACAAUAUCAAAGCACAGACAACAAGCAGCACACAGCACAAAAAGAGCUCCGAAAUUUGAAGUGGCAAAUCUGGAUUGGCGGCCUCUGCGGCUUUCUUGCCUGUUUGGUUGUGGGGGCCUUCAUUCUAGCUGUGUUUUAUGCCCUCGGAAGUGAUUUGUGGAGUACCACCGAACAUUACUGGGAGGGAGUGUUUUCCAUCCUUGCAAGCGUGAUUAUCUCGGCCAUGGGCGUGAAAAUGCUCCGAGUUAACCGCAUGCAACAAAAGUGGAAGCAGAAGUUGGGCGAUAUUAUUGACCAGUACAACUAUUUGGAUGUCGAAGCGUCCAAAACGUGGUCAGAAAGAAACGCCAUGUUCAUUCUCCCCUUCAUUACGACAUUGAGAGAAGGACUCGAAGCAAUAGUGUUUGUGGGCGGCAUUGGUGUCAACGAAUCCACUUCGGUUUGGGCCAUUCUAAAUGCUACCCUUUUGGGCAUCGCCAUUGGGGCUAUAGUGGGUAUCAUUAUGUAUCGGUCGGGGAAGACGCUUUCCAUCCAGAUGUUCAUGAUUGUGUCCUCUUGCUUUUUGUAUUUGGUGGCUGCUGGUCUUUUCUCAAAAGGUGUGUGGAACUUUGAGCUCCAGCGUUUCAUUGACCUUUGCGAUGGCUUUGAUGUGUCGGAAACUGGCCACGGACCAGGCUCUUACGACAUUUCCAAUAGUGUGUGGCAUGUGAACUGUUGUAAUGGCGAGUUGCCCGAAGAUGGAGUCGGAUGGAUGCUUUUCACUGCUGUAUUCGGAUGGACAAACAGCGCCACCUACGGCAGUGUCAUUGGCUAUAACUGCUACUGGAUUGCGGUUAUUGCAAUGUUUUCUGCUUUGCUCUACGAGGAAAAGCAUGGCAAGUUGCCUGUGAUUCCGGAAUCUUGGCAAAGAAAAAGAAUGGCCAAGCAUCGGCAGAUUCCGUUGCCUUCUUCUUCUCGGGAGAGCUCUGAGUCUGUUCAUUCUACGACCCCACUUCAAACAAAAACCACGAGCUAA
Messenger RNA from Clavispora lusitaniae ATCC 42720, 1371 nucleotides. RefSeq names its product Fth1p (gene FTH1). Lineage: Eukaryota; Fungi; Ascomycota; Pichiomycetes; Serinales; Metschnikowiaceae. Gene Ontology annotation, molecular function: ferrous iron transmembrane transporter activity. Gene Ontology annotation, cellular component: plasma membrane; fungal-type vacuole membrane; high-affinity iron permease complex. The record is from RefSeq and is a predicted model, not a curated record. Gene Ontology annotation, biological process: iron ion transmembrane transport.